AAAAACCCAUAAAGAUUCCAACUUUCGUGAAGAAGAAACAUUUACGAAAGACUGAUUGAUCUUCCAAGUAGGAUUAACAGUUAUCCUAGAAGAAGCAACAUCAUGGUAAAAAAAGGAAGUUGGUUUUCUGCAAUAAAGAGAGUUUUCACAUCAAAUGAAACAGAGAAGAAAGGGUCCAAAGAGAUCAAGAAUGAUAGGUCAUGGAAAUUGAAACAUGGAGAGAACAAAUCAUUCAUUCCCCAUUUCUUCUUCUUCUUCUCCAGAGAGCCAACCAGCAUAGAAAGAAUCUUGGAAGAAGCAGAUGAGGAAGAGAAGAAGAAACUGUUUGUACAACAACCUCAUCCUCCUCCAAGGAUUGUUUCUUUUAGACUGCAAUAUCAACACCACCAAUCAGCUACUAAGAUUCAAUCAGCCUAUAGGGCUUAUAUGGCAAGGAGGAGUUUCAAGGCAUUAAGGGGACUAAUGAGACUUCAAAGAAUGGUGAAAGGGCAAAAUGUAGAGAAACAAACAAUUAACACCAUGAAGAUGAUGCAACUUCUUGUAAGAGUCCAAACACAGAUACAAUCAUUAAGGAUGGUACCUAAGGAAGAAGGAAAAUCAAGGUUGCAGAAGAAAGUAGAUAGGGCAAUGGACAAAUAUCCUUGGUGGUGGAACUGUCUAGAACUCGGGCGAAAACUACCAGGUCCACAACCACCACCUGAUCAUGGGUCUUCCAUGAAGAACAACAUUGGAAUUGGAUUCGACAAUCUCUUUUUAUUAACUCUUACACCACCAAGUUGUUCCAUAAACUCGGGUUUCACAAUGAAGAGGAGAAGCAUUAAGCCAAGAGGAGGCAAUGAAGCAGAUGAUUAUGCAUUUGAUCUGCAUCUUCUUAAGGAUGACAAUUACAGUCUGAGUAGUUGCCCCAGGCCAUACUCUGUACCAAAUUACAUGACAUCUACCAUCUCUGCCAAGGCUAAGUUAAGGAACAGCAAACUGAUCAGAGAUUCAUUUCUAUCUCCAGGGAUGACUACAAUUAAUAAUCAUUCAAAGAAGUGCUCUUCCAUGAAGGUUCUAGAUCAACAUCUUCUUCAUGCUAUGGGAAAUACAAGUAUUGACUCAACUAUUUCCAUGCCUGCAGUACUAUUUGCAGGAAGGAGGAAACCGUUUAAUAGAUUUGUGUGAUCCAUUGUUUGCUUGUUUGCAUUCUUUCUCUUUAUACAUACUACUUACUAUA
This is a messenger RNA of Impatiens glandulifera, 1216 nucleotides long. RefSeq names its product protein IQ-DOMAIN 14-like. The record is from RefSeq and is a predicted model, not a curated record. Lineage: Eukaryota; Viridiplantae; Streptophyta; Magnoliopsida; Ericales; Balsaminaceae. The transcript is spliced from 3 exons. The coding region runs from base 103 to 1164 and encodes 353 amino acids. Gene Ontology annotation, molecular function: protein binding.